Messenger RNA from Rosa rugosa (rugosa rose), 3714 nucleotides. Its product is annotated as G-type lectin S-receptor-like serine/threonine-protein kinase SD1-29. Bases 838 to 3450 code for a protein of 870 amino acids. The record is from RefSeq and is a predicted model, not a curated record. NCBI's taxonomy places the organism in Eukaryota, Viridiplantae, Streptophyta, Magnoliopsida, Rosales, Rosaceae. The transcript is spliced from 7 exons. Gene Ontology annotation, biological process: protein phosphorylation; recognition of pollen. Gene Ontology annotation, molecular function: ATP binding; protein serine/threonine kinase activity.
UAAAAUAGAAAAAAAAAAAAAAAAAGCAAAGACCAAAAAAUUGAAUCAGUUUGGUCCGUCUGAUAGAAUUUCCAAAUUAAAGCGCAAAUAUCACGAGAAAAAUGAUUUUUAUCUAGUCUCCUUUACAAUAGCACUUUGUUUUCUGCUCUAUCUUCUUUCUUUUGUUCAAUCUGAGGAUAAGGAGUCUGUUAAAACGUCCAAGAGAGGGUAUUACAUGGGUCGUGAGAUGCCGAGGGAGUGAAGAAGAUGCAAAUAAAUAAAAAGACAAAAUAUUUGAGGAAUUGCUUCAAAAUAUUCAAGGCUUUUUUUAUGAAGCUCUUACCGGAUUCGCAAAAAUCUAGAAGGACUUGACUUUGGAGUCUCUACUCCUUAGUGCCCCAGUCUUUACUCCCUAUUAAGUUUGUGUAUCUAGUUAAUGUGGAAACAGUCGACUUCCCUAUUGAGUUUGUGUGUUUUGCACUUUGCUUCACGGUUUCGAGAAGAAUGCUUUUGUUGACUAAUCAGACUAAAACGAAAAAAGAGGAUCGCACGGACUACGCACUGUCAAACCUUUUAAUUCAACUUCAAACUAUAUACCCACGCGAGUGGUUCAUUGAAGAGGAAUACUGUGACGUUUGCAUGGGCCCGAUAAGGUUUAUAGCAACCUGCUGAUUGUUCUUACAAUGGUUGAUGGGACGGUGAAAAUUCUGGAUCGUUGAAUGUUUAGACAAGUCACCUUUGUCCCCAAUUUACGCAAGGAAAUUCACAAGCUUCAAAAUGUGCGUCUACUUCGAUAUUGACAGAAGUUUGAGAACAAUUGAACUUGGACUUGAGCACUAUACAUAAGAGUAGCAUUUAAUGUUCAUUACUGUUUUAAAUCCUAUUGGGAUGCCCAUGGACAUUAGAACCAGAAGCAUUUGUGCUUUAUUAAAUGGCUCCAUGUUCUUCUUCCUUUUCAUCUUCUUAUUCAGCUUGCUUCCUUCACAUUAUCAUUGUGCUGAAGUUGAUCAGAUAACUCUUUUGCAACCGUUAGCGCAGAGACAAAUUCUAGUUUCCCCUGGCCACAUUUUUCAGUUAGGCUUCUUCAGUCCUAAUAACUCUGGUAAGAAGUAUGUGGGGAUAUGGCACAAAGAUAUAUCUCCGCGUAAAGUUGUAUGGGUGGCCAACAGAGAAAAGCCUCUUGCAGUUGCAGACACCUCAGCGAGUUUGACAGUUACUAGCAAUGGCAAUCUGAAGCUUGUAGAUGGGAAACAAAACUCUAUAUGGUCUACUAAUAUUGCUUCUUUGGUGUCAUCAUCAAAUACUAGUUCAGUUGCUGCAGUUCUCUUAGAUAAUGGAAACUUUGUUGUCAAUGAUCAUCUGGGAGCUGAGUUAUGGAAGAGCUUUGAUUAUCCUGGUGACACAAUCUUGCCAAACAUGGUGUUGCGAGACAAUAAAUCUGGAAAGGGGCACAUCUUGAGCUCUUGGAAAGCAGAGAAUGAUCCAUCACCAGGGAAAUUCUUACUUGGAUUGGCCCCACAGGCGCCGUCACAAGUGUUCAUUUGGAUCAAUAAUGGAUCAAAUGAUUCACAUUCAAUUCCCUACUGGAGAAGUGGUCCAUGGGAUAAGUCGAGUUUCAUUGGUGUACCAGAAAUGGAUCGUCGAUAUAUAAAUGGCUUUAGUGUGGAUGAUAACUUAAAGCAGGGCACAGUGGAUUUCUCUUAUAGUUUAUAUGACAAACCUGUGGCAUAUAUAUACAUCUCUCCAGAAGGAAUAGUGAGGAUUAGAUUUUCAAAGAAUGAUGGGAAGUGGUAUGAUCAUUGGCAGACUCCGAAGAAUCCAUGUGACAUCUAUGGAGCUUGUGGACCUUUUGGAGUUUGCAAAUCUUCUGCAUCUCCAAUCUGUAAGUGUUUGAAAGGUUUUGUACCGAAGUCAAAUGCGGAAUGGAGCAAAGGAAACUGGACAAGAGGGUGUAUGAGGCAGACAAAAUUGUUUUGUGAGAGACAAACAAACAAGUCAGUCUCAUCAAGAGGAGAAAAAGUUGAUGAUGAUGGGUUUUGGAAGACGGUGAGGUUGAAAAUACCAGAUUCUCAUGAGUUCAUUACUGCUCUCAAUGCUAAAGAAACGUCCAACGAUUGCAAAUUACGCUGCCUAAACAACUGCUCUUGCCUUGCUUAUGCAUUUGUUAAUAAUAUAGGGUGUUUGGUAUGGUCCAAAGAUCUUAUUGAUAUACAACAGUUUUCGGCGUCUGUCGACGGAGUAGAUCUUUAUAUUCGCCUAGCACGCUCUGAACUUGGUGAAGGAAAGCCAAUAAAGUUAAUUGGCAGCCUUACAGCUAUUGUUUUUGUGAGUAUCUUGGCAGCCAUAGUAUUCGGUUUUUACAGGAGGCGAGCUAACCAGAAGAGACAGACUCAGAACUUUGAAUCGAGUGGUAUGAUUAAGAGUUCAAGAGAUGGUCUCCUAGAAUAUAUAGGAAAGCAUGAUCCCUUAGAGCUACAGAUAUAUGAUUUUGAUAGCAUACUAAUUGCCACAAAGAAUUUCAGUGUCGCAAACAAACUCGGGCAAGGAGGAUUUGGCCCAGUUUAUAAGGGUAUGCUACAAGACGGGAAAGAAGUAGCAGUAAAGAGACUAUCUAGUAGCUCAGGACAAGGCAUUGAAGAGUUCAAGAAUGAGAUGUUGUUGAUCUACAAUCUUCAACAUAAAAAUCUUGUUAGGAUCAUGGGUUGCUGUGUUAAAGAGGAUGAGAAGUUACUGAUUUACGAGUUCAUGCCAAACAAAAGCUUGGAUACUUUUCUAUUCGAUACGAGGAAGAGAGCAGUUCUUGACUGGGCGACUCGCUUUAAUAUUAUUCAGGGUGUUGCUAGAGGGCUUCUCUAUCUCCAUUAUGAUUCGUAUGUGAAGGUGAUACAUAGGGAUCUGAAAGUCAGCAACAUUCUCUUGGAUGAAAAAAUGAAUCCAAAAAUUUCAGAUUUUGGAUUAGCACGAAUAAUUGAAGGAACACAAAAUCUAGAAAAUACUCAGAAAGUUGUUGGAACACGUGGCUAUAUGUCUCCAGAGUAUGCCAUGGGGGGGAUAUUUUCUGAAAAAUCCGAUGUCUACAGCUUCGGAGUCUUGGUCUUGGAGAUUAUUAGCAGUAAGAAGAAUACCCGAUUCUGUUUAUAUGACCAACAGCUAGGCUUUCUAGCUUAUGCAUGGAACUUGUGGAAUGAAGGUAGAGGGUUGGAGUUGGUAGAUGAAAUUUUGGGCGAUUCAUAUUCCUCAACGGAAGUAAUGAAAUGCAUGCAUAUCGGGCUUCUGUGUGUACAAGACAAUGCUGUGGAUAGGCCAACCAUGGUGGAUAUAGCUUUGAUGUUAAGUAGUGAGAAAGAUGGUCCACAACCCAAGCUGCCUCUAUUCACUAUCCAAAUUUCAGCUUUUCAUCAUCAACCACAUUCUGAGAAUACUAAUUCCUCCAAAAAAGAAGCUAGCAUUACAAUGAUUGAAGGACGAUAAGGGGCAGCAAAUUGUUACAUCACAAUACAAUUCCUUUUCGUCAUUCUAAAGGGCUCACGUACAUAUUGAAGCUUUUCUAUUUGGUGUAAAAAAAAAAAAAUUGUUUCUCUUGUGGUAGGUAGUAUAUGAAUGUCUUUUCAUAAAGAAGAUGCACCUUGAUUGGUGUGACUACACUUUGUAUUGACAAUUUUUUAUACAAGAAUAAAGUUUUCACCACGUGAUAUUUUUUCAUGGAUAUAAUUUCAACUUUUGAAAUCGAUUCUU